AUGGCCGCAAUUAUCAAGAACGAAAACCAAAAAACUGACAUUCAGCAAUUAACCAAUCCCUUUCGAAUUCCAAAAGCGAGUGAUAUUUUGCCUUAUCACAGAAAAAUGAAUAUGGAAGCAGCCGAACGCCGGAAAGAGGAAAAUAAAUUACCGAUUCACCGGAAGUUCCCUCAGUCGUACAGAGGCGAUUAUCGAGCAAAAAUAAUUGAGGAAGCGUUGAAACCCGAGUCGGAUACGGAGAUAACUAAAAAUAAACUUAAUGAAAACGAGAAGACCACACAGGCAGUCUUAUGCGAAGCAGCUAGUAAAGUUAAUCGAGAGAAAGAGUCCAUCAGAGACUUCAUUUCCAAGAAAAGAGAAAUUUUUAUGCUUCAGUAUGCUACUCAAGUUAAACAGCAAGAAAUGAAACGCCUCAAAGAGUUAUCUGCAAAAGAGGAAAUUCAGCUUGAGAUUGCUGAAAAGAAAUUGGAAUUGGAUGCCGCUCUAUUUGACGAAUUUAUUAAAGAAAGUGACAAAAACGCAAUUUCCGAAGUAGCCAAGUAA
Messenger RNA from Dibothriocephalus latus, 543 nucleotides. NCBI's taxonomy places the organism in Eukaryota, Metazoa, Platyhelminthes, Cestoda, Diphyllobothriidea, Diphyllobothriidae. The record is from the annotation of a GenBank genome assembly.